AUGGUUAUGAGUUUCAAAAGGUUUAGAAAAUGUUCUAUUUUGUCAACUGAUUUCCGCCCUACCGUGGAUGCCAUUCAACAACAACGUUCUGCUCUCCUAGGUUCAUUUAGCUCGGAUCAAGCAGUUUCUAUAACUGAUCUGUGCGAUAAUAUUAAUGAAAGUGAUAAAGUUGGAUCUGGUUUAUGGUGCUCUAGUUUAAGGAAAAAAAAACAUGAUCGCAUUUCUUUUUCGCCUGUUCAUGUCCGACACAUAUCUGAUUCAAUCAGGGAUAGUCUUCAUCAAGGUGUCAGAUGCUUUCGUGCAUUACUUAAUAAUCAGCGUGGUUGUUCAAUGGUAUUUGAGCAUCCUCAUGCCGUGAAUGUUAUUGCUCUGUGUCUCCUGCAUCCAAGUUACCAAACAAAAACCUUGGUACUUGAACUUUUAACUGUUGUCUGCUUAAUCACUGGUGGACAUGAACGCGUAUUAAAUGCAUUUGAUAAUUUUAAAAAGGAAGUUGGGGAGUCUACACGUUUUGAAUAUUUAAUACAUUAUUUUUUCACACAUGAAUCUGAAUCUCCAGAUUAUAAUAUGGAUUUUAUGGUAUCGUGUAUGCAGUUUUUCAAUAUAGUUGUACAUUCAACAGAUGAUAUAAUGUUAAGAGUAUAUUUACAAGAAGAAUUUAAACAUCUUGGAUUAGUUAAUUAUUUAUCGAGAAUAUACAAUCAAUCCGGUGAUCGUCUUCUACGUCAAAUAGAAGCAUAUAAUGAUAAUGAAGUGGAUGUUGCAGUGUUAUUAGAAGAUUCACAAAUGCGUGAUGUGUUACAACAAGAGAAAGAACAAGCAGAAUCAGAUCUGAUCAUUUUACAAACCCGUACAGCAACAAUCCAAGCAGAAUAUGAAAAUAAAUUAUUGGAGCUUCAACAAAAAAUACAAGCUUUGGAAAUAAAAAAUCAAGAUUUAGAGAAUCAGCGCACUAAUCAAGAUGGUCAACUGUCUACACUACGUGCUCAACUAUUGGAUAAAGAUAAAAGCACAACAGAACGUGAGCGUAAUUUACAACAACGACUACGUGAGCUAGAAGAUACUUUGAAUACAGUUAAAAAUUCACAGUCGAAAUCACAAAUAAAAGUGAAUGGGAUAGUUGGUAACUCUACCGAAUCGAUAAACACAACAAGUGGUGUUAUUACUGCUGGUGCUAAUGCUUCACCACCACCUCCUCCUCCCCCUCCGCCACCACCCCCUCCUCCCCCGCCACCCCCACCACCAUCUGCAGGAGGUAUACCACCACCACCUCCUCCCCACCGGGAAUGGGUGCAAUGGUGCCUGGUGCAGAAGGUGUUUCCAUACGACCGCCCAUACAAACUCGAUACAAAUUACCAUUAG
Molecule: messenger RNA, 1362 nt
Organism: Schistosoma mattheei
Lineage: Eukaryota; Metazoa; Platyhelminthes; Trematoda; Strigeidida; Schistosomatidae
Source: the annotation of a GenBank genome assembly